UCUUCAUUCUGCCCUCGCUCACCACCGAGGCGACAUGAGGGCCGCACCGCUGCUGCUGGCUCUGCUGGCGACGACCUUUGCUGCAGACGAGUCCUGUGUGGGCCGCUGUGAGACCGGCUUCAGCUCCCUGAAGAAGUGCCAGUGUGACUCCAUGUGCAAAUAUUACCGGAGCUGCUGCUUUGACUUUGAGGUCACCUGCGGCGUGACGACUCGCGGGGACACGUUUGCCGAGGACGACGACGGCGACGAAGGCGGCGAGGUGUUCGAAGGUACCGCUCCGCCGCCUCGGCCCACGCCGCAGCCCGUCCCAGACUUUGGGCCUCGCCGUCCAGAACCAGCGCCAGAGAUGACCGAGCCCCCCCGACGGAUAGAAACCAUAUGGAACACCCCCGUGACGCAGAAGACCCCCGUCGCCCAGACGGCGGCCCCACCUGCAGAGACGAUUCCCAUCCCAACAAGGGACGCUGCAGCUGAGACCACCGCGGUUCCCAUGACGACAGCUGCCGCCGUCACCACCGGAGGCCCGAAGGACCCGGACGCCGAUGCCUGCAGCGGGAGGCCUUUUCACUCCUUCAUGCAACAGAAGAAUGGCUCCAUUUUUGCUUUCAGGGGGGACUACUUUUUUCAACUGGGCCAGAAGUCAGUGGUUCCGGGUUAUCCAAAGCUCAUAAAGGACGUGUGGGGCAUCGACGGGCCGAUCGACGCCGCCUUCACCCGCGUCAACUGUCAGGGGAAGACCUACAUCUUCAAGGGAGACAAGUACUGGAGGUUUGAGAACGGCGUUCUGGAUGAAGACUAUCCUCGAGACAUCAGCGUGGGCUUCGACAAAAUUCCCGAUCACGUGGACGCGGCGUUCGCUCUUCCGGCUCCCGGGCACGACGGAAGAGAGAAGGUCUACUUCUUCAAAGGCGGUCAGUAUCACACGUACGAGUUCUUGCAUCAGCCGUCUCACGCGGAGUGCGUCGGCAUGUCGGAGAGUUCUCCGUCCGCGCUGUUCCGGCGCUACACCGAGCUCUACUACAACAACUACGAGCGCGGCGUCCUGGAGCUGUUCUCUGGCUCGCCUCAGCAUCACGACAAACACCGCUUCAUCGACCGGGACUGGACGGGCCUGAGGGCUCCGGUGGACGCCGCCAUGGCCGGCAGGAUGUACGUGCCUCCGGCGAGGCCCGCCAGACGCCACGACGAUACCGGGCCCGACCAGCAGGGGGGGCAACAGCGAGGCCAGCAGUGGAACCAGCAGUGGAACCAGCAGUGGAACCAUCAGGGGAACCCCCAGUACCAGCAGUACGGACAGCAGUGGGACCAGCAGUGGGCUCGGAGGAGGCAACGCCGCUCGCCCGCCGGCUGGGGGGCCGCGGCUGAGCGGGGGACGAACGUGGGGCAGGAAUAUGCGGAGAGGGGGAUGGAGAUGGGUCUGAGGUUGGCGGAGAGGAGGAUGGAGAUGGGUCUGAGGUUGGCCGAGAGGAGGAUGGAGAUGCAAGAGAGGCUCGGGCGGGACUGGGAACGACGGUGGAAUCAAGACUGGGACCAGCACAGACGUCAAGAUGGCCACCGUCAGAACCACGGGGGCCACUACGACUCCAGAGGCGACCGGGGGUCCGUCCAGGGGGUUCUGCCCAUCCAGAGCAUCUAUUUCUUCAAAGGAGCGACGUACUACCGAGUCGACCUCAAGACCAAGAAGGUGGACCUCGCCACGCCUCCGUAUCCCAGGUCCAUCGCCAAGUACUGGUUCGGAUGUUCAGACGCCACCGGGGCAGAAAAGUAGUUUUUAACCUCUGAGGUUAUUUUUAUAUGUUCAUUUGGACUUGAAGUUAAUUUAAUUUUACCCCGAGCCGGCCGUGCUGUCUGUUGAACGUAUAACACGCCGGCUCAGCAGGAAUAACUGCUGGUUAUUUGGCAAAUGUUCAUCAAUCAAAGUCCACACACUGCUGCUCGGCCUCAACGGGGUCAAAGUUCAACUUGAUGAAACUUCUCUUGUCUUAACAUCAGCUGACCUGCUAAAUUAAACACAACUAUAUAAUGAUAUGAGUAGGCGUAGAAGACAUUUAAAUGGAAUUUAACGGCCACAUUUAUACAUAUAUAUAUAUAUAUAUAAUAUAGUUAUAUAUAUAAAUCUAAUUAUAUAUUUAGAAUAUAUAUAUAUUAUAUUAUACAUACAUAUAUAUUAUUUAUAUAUAUAUAUUUAUUUAUAUGUAUAUAUAAACAUAUAUAUAUAUAUCAACAUUUUUAUUUUCCCUUUAAUAAUUAGAAGCAUAUAUACGGGGGAAAACAAAAUAUAGCAGGGUUUAUAAUAAUAAUAAUUCAUCAAAGGCUCAGAAACAUUUACAGAUUAUCAGUUAUGAGAAAAAAGAAAAUCCGGACAUUAUAAUUGCUAAAGUGUUUUACUCAACAUGUGACUCAGCAGAGGUCAGAGGUCAGCGGCAGGCGGGACUUUGACCGAUCGUAAUCAUAGAAACAUUAUUUACGACUCCAGAGAGGAACAUAUAAUACUACAAUAAAUACAUAAAUGUUUAAACGAUGUACUGUGUUACAGAGCGAGUCGCCUUUGAUUGCAUGUUCACAACCGGUUACUGUCUGUCUUGUACUUGUAUCCAUGAUAAGUAAAAACAACCGUGAUCAAGAACUCACUUCAUGAUGCUUUGAGACGCA
Messenger RNA from Pseudoliparis swirei, 2652 nucleotides. RefSeq names its product vitronectin a (gene vtna). Gene Ontology annotation, biological process: cell-matrix adhesion; immune response; cell adhesion mediated by integrin. Lineage: Eukaryota; Metazoa; Chordata; Actinopteri; Perciformes; Liparidae. The record is from RefSeq and is a predicted model, not a curated record. Gene Ontology annotation, molecular function: scavenger receptor activity; polysaccharide binding; extracellular matrix binding. The coding region runs from base 35 to 1768 and encodes 577 amino acids. The transcript has 8 exons.